AGACUAAAUGUAGUAGGUUAACCAAUAAAUAAUGUAUGUUACAAUUUAUAUGUUGCACACUCUUCUACUGUAUACUUGUCACCCUUCACCAGCACAACCUUCAAAUCCUCUCAGUCCAACCUUUGCUAGUUAUUCUUUUAUUUUCCGGUCACGCAGGUGAUCCCGUCUGUGUAACAAUGGGAGACACGGUCAACACUGUUUACAAGAAUGCAAACGAGCCUAUCGAAGCUCGAGUAAAAGAUCUUCUAUCUCGUAUGACUCUUAAGGAGAAGCUCGGUCAGAUGACUCAGAUCGAACGCACCGUUGCCACUCCAGACUUAAUCAAAGAUCUCUGUAUAGGAAGUGUUUUAAGCGGUCCCGAAAGUAAGCCGAAUGAGAACUCAAACGCUACGUCAGCGGAUUGGGCUGACAUGAUCGACGGGCUUCAAAAAGGCGCGCUGGAAUCGAGGCUUGGCAUUCCAAUCUUCUAUGGCAGUGAUGCUGUGCAUGGAAAUAAUAAUGUUUAUGGGACUACUAUUUUUCCUCACAAUGUUGGCCUUGGAGCUACCAGUGAUCCAGAUCUGUUGGAGAGGAUAGGUGCUGCAACUGCUCUGGAAACCAGGGCAAGUGGUGUUCAAUAUGCAUUGGCUCCUUGUAUUGCUGUAUGCAGAGAUCCUAGAUGGGGAAGAUGUUAUGAAAGCUAUAGUGAAGACACCCAGUUAGUUAGAAAGAUGACAUCACUCAUAACCGGCUUGCAGGGUAAACCUCCCGUUAACCUCCCGAACGGAUAUCCUUAUGUAGCUGGAAGGAACAAUGUUAUGGCAUGUGCAAAACAUUAUGUUGGAGAUGGAGGUACCGACAAAGGGAAAAGCGAAGGAAAUACUAUAAUCUCGUAUGAUGAAUUGGAAAACAUCCACAUGUUACCUUAUCUAGAUUGCAUUGCAAAGGGUGUUUGCACCGUUAUGGCGUCCUAUUCUAGUUGGAAUGGAGAUAAAAUGCAUACAAAUCGUUAUCUCCUAACAGAUAUUCUCAAAGAAAAGUUGGGUUUUAAGGGUAUGGUGAUUACGGAUUGGGAAGGACUUGAUAGCUUAUAUGAACCUUAUGGUUCAAACUACAGAACUGCGGUAUCAUUAGGAAUUAAUGCAGGAAUUGACAUGGUGAUGGUUCCGAUCAGAUAUCAAUUGUUUCUAGAGGAUUUAACAUAUUUGGUAGAAUCAGGAGAGGUAUCCAUGGCAAGAAUUGACGAUGCCGUUGAACGAAUAUUAAGAGUUAAAUUUGCUGCAGGACUUUUUGAACAUCCAAUGGCAGAUAGAUUCUUGCUCAAUAUUGUGGGCAGUAAGGCACAUAGAGAAAUAGCGCGUGAAGCAGUUCGGAAGUCACUAGUUCUGUUGAAAAAUGGGAAGGAUCCGCACAAACCGUUUCUACCAUUAAACAGAAAUGUUAAAAAGAUUCUUGUUGCUGGAAAACAUGCAGAUGAUCUUGGUUACCAAUGCGGAGGUUGGACCUCCACGAAGGCAGGCGCCAGUGGAAGAAUCACAAUCGGAACAACCAUUCUGGAUGCUGUAAAAGAAACGAUUGGUGACACUAGCGAAGUGGUAUACGAAAAAAACCCAACGACUAAAACCCUUUCUAAACAUGUUUUCGCAUAUGCAAUCGUGGUCGUUGGUGAAGCUCCCUAUGCCGAAUCAAGGGGUGACAAUUCAGAACUCAUAAUUCCAUCUAAAGGAGACGUGUUACUAAAACUUGUUGCACAACAAAUACCGACUCUUGCGAUUCUGAUAUCAGGCAGACCAUUGGUUUUAGAGCCAUCGGUUUUAGAAACAUUGGAUGCGUUAAUCGCUGCGUGGUUGCCAGGAACAGAAGGAAAUGGGAUAACUGAUGUUAUUUUUGGAGAUCAUGAGUUCCAUGGGCGGCUUCCGGUUUCAUGGUUUAAAUCGGUUGAUCAACUGCCUAUGGAUUCUCGUAAAGACUCAUAUGAUCCUUUGUUUCCAUUCGGGUACGGUUUAAAAUCUAAUGUUUGAACAUCAGUUUGUUGAUCAAUGAGGUUGUUUCUUCUUUUUCUAGAGCAAGCAAUUUAGCAUGUGUCUAAUGAAGUGCCCAUAUAUGUAUAGUACUUAUUUAUAAGACCGUUAUUAGGAAUUUUAAUCGUUUUUCAUGAUCG
Helianthus annuus (common sunflower) is the source of this 2140-nucleotide messenger RNA. Its product is annotated as beta-glucosidase BoGH3B. NCBI's taxonomy places the organism in Eukaryota, Viridiplantae, Streptophyta, Magnoliopsida, Asterales, Asteraceae. Gene Ontology annotation, biological process: glucan catabolic process. The transcript has 9 exons. The record is from RefSeq and is a predicted model, not a curated record. Gene Ontology annotation, molecular function: beta-glucosidase activity. The coding region runs from base 36 to 2000 and encodes 654 amino acids.